Sycon ciliatum is the source of this 2044-nucleotide messenger RNA. RefSeq lists its product as uncharacterized. The record is from RefSeq and is a predicted model, not a curated record. Lineage: Eukaryota; Metazoa; Porifera; Calcarea; Leucosolenida; Sycettidae. The transcript has 4 exons. Bases 212 to 1000 code for a protein of 262 amino acids.
GAAUAAUCCCUCCUGUUGGGAAAUUGAUAACGUACCGGUAGAUUCUAAAAUAAUACUUGGCAACUAACGUUGUUGUUACUUACACAACUCGUUAUCCCGGGUCACUUCAUUCACGUGUGCGGAGACUUGAUAUAAAAACAACCGACUUAUUUCUUUCACCAUAACUAUAGUCACCCACGCGUUCGGGCUCUUCUUUCUUCACUAAUAGACGAUGGCUGUAUUUCUGCUGUUGGCCGAGUGCAUUUUCACUGCCUCUCAGCAACCAGUUAUCUCUCACACGCCAUGCCGCGAAUCCAGCGUUGACCAGGGCGAGGAGCGCGCUAGAAGCGGUGGUGCGGGCCCUUCCGCCACUAGUGGUCAUGUUGAGGACUGCACACUCUGUCAAUGCAGCCCUGAGUUGGAAUCAAGCGGUGCAGUCUCCUCCGCGGAUGGAACGCGACUUGAAGAUCGCGCGAGGGAUAAUGCUGCCGUUGGAUUGGACAAAGUUACUAGCACCUCCAAAAACGCCGGUGCGAUGAACUCAUCUGUGGGGACCGGCGACAAUACAGCAAUUCGAAAUCCUCAUCAUGAUGAAUGGCUUGUGUUUCAGUUCCAAGUGGAUGCCAAUCUCCAGCCAGGCGUUGACUACACACUACUGACCAUGACCGCACAUGCAGUAGCAGCCAAAUCACCAGUACCAAAGCAAAACCUUUGCAGGACUCUGGCUGAGGAUUCAUCUGUGCUGCGCGUGGUUGUGCCCCACAGCCAUGGCAAGAUCCGACAAGUACAGCUGCAGUCUGACUGUGUGGAGAGAAUCCGACCUAGUCCACUAAACGAAACCUGGCCAAUCGAGCCGUCCUGGUCCUUCUCUCCCCUCUCGCUGGAAAACCCUAUUCGAACAAGGAAUGGCGCUGGAACGGUGAAGGUGACGGUUGACUCGCAUGUGGUUGCCACGGGACAAUUCAAGCUGAAUUCGCACGGCCAUGCUGCAUGGAGUGAUCUUACUGCUCUCCAGAAGUAAAUCACGGUGGUGCCAACAUUGGUUAGCCUAGCUGCCGGGCUGCACUGCAUAUCCUAUCACCAAAAAUGGAUUGAGUAGAGGUGUUGGACUUUUCAGGUUACAGUGUCACGGUGUGUUCGUACUCUUAUUUAAAAUCUAUCCCCAAUCUCAGGUGCUCUCACAGCUCUAAAGUGAUUACUAUAGCUUUCUUUCAACUGCAGUACAUCAUCACUUUAGCUGGCAAAACAUUAGAACGUACCUCAAACAACAAGAGAGCGAUCUUUUCAAUAUCUAAUUUUAUCCAUCCAGUGAUAGUAACGCUAAUCUGCACGAGAAAUUUUAUGAUGGAGAUACAUGUACUUAAAAAAUAUGCAUAUUUCGCAAUAGCAUGCUAAGUCAGUAGCUACGCACAUAUCAUUUAUUACGAAACUCAGAACUACUCAUAUGUUCCAAUAGGCUAUAAACUUACGUAGCGAUACGUAUCAUGCAGUUGGUAGUCACGUGUAUGUAGUCCGCAUUUUACCUAUCGCAGUAACGCCAUGUUGGCCUAUACAAGUCCCACUUUUUCCAUGUAUGCGGGUCCAAGUUCCACUGUACUGUGGCGUGCCAUUCGAAAGCUAUCUUUAAUUCCCUCCAUCACCUGCUGUGGUGUUUGAAGCAAUCUGUAUCUAGGCACAAAGACAUUGUGUGAUUGUAUCAUUAUUUGAAAUGCGCUAGCAUUCCAGCUUUACUUUGAUAUUCACUGUAUGCAGCUAGCGGGCCAGCUGGUGCAGGAAUAUUCAGUUGAUCACAUUCGGAGUCUUGAUUUAAACAUGCUCAGCUUUCGGUUACGACUAUGCCAUGGACAAACACUACAUAUCCGAUAAUAUGAAAAUAUGAGUUGCUCUUUUUGUGUCUUUGCCUCAGAUAUAAUAUUUAUGCUUUUCUCCAGCUGAGAUAUUUUUUGCAGAACUUUAGAUAGAGUUGAGUUCGUUAAGAAGAAGAGCUGCCUCCUCAGAAACACUUUGAUUUGCAGUUGGUAUGAGGAUGUCCUCAUGGCAUGUGGGUCAAUGUCAGAUCACUGGA